This is a messenger RNA of Tachysurus fulvidraco (yellow catfish), 5258 nucleotides long. RefSeq names its product RAS guanyl-releasing protein 2. Gene Ontology annotation, biological process: positive regulation of GTPase activity; Ras protein signal transduction. The coding region runs from base 544 to 2343 and encodes 599 amino acids. Gene Ontology annotation, cellular component: plasma membrane. The record is from RefSeq and is a predicted model, not a curated record. The transcript has 17 exons. Gene Ontology annotation, molecular function: guanyl-nucleotide exchange factor activity; calcium ion binding. NCBI's taxonomy places the organism in Eukaryota, Metazoa, Chordata, Actinopteri, Siluriformes, Bagridae.
GCUGUUAUACUAAAUAUGUUUAUAUUUUCCCAUCAUUUUGAAGUGCAUAAGUUAUCUUUUGCAUAAUCGUCUUUUUAUUUGUUUGCUUGCUUUUGUAAGAGACAGCACUGGCAGCGGUUUUUUGUUUUUGGCGACCCCUUCAGGCGGCGUGUAGAAGUGCAACAGCACUGCGGAGGACAAACGCAGGCGCAGCUUCAAAAACCCGCAGCAGCAACAGGCUCGAGCAGUGUGGAGUGAGGGAGGCGCUCAUAUCAUACCACAUCACUCCAGCGCUGGAACCGCUCUCUGGAACCGUUUUUACUCCAAACAGGGGCGAUGAACAAGGCAGGAGUUGUCUUGCACGGUUUAUAAAGGGUUUAUUUUUAUUUUUAUUUGCACAUUGCUGCUCUUCAGGAGUUUCUCAGUGCACGAGCCUCUUGCUGUAACAGGCUUCCCCAAACUUUGGAGGGGAGCAAAAGAGAGAGCAGUGGCCAAAGAGAAAAAAGAGCUGUGUUGAGGAAGUGAGGGAGAGGGUGAUAAAGAGAAAGCGUUACUGGAAGAGAGAUGGAGUCGCUAUCAACCGAGUCAGCUACUGUGGAUGAGCUGGUGGAAGCGUGCAUCAAUGCUUUUGAUGACACGGGGAAAUUGAAGGACUUGUCGUUGGUGCGAAUGUUUUUGAUGAUGCACCCCUGGUACCUUCCAUCCACAGAGCUGGCCAAGAAACUCCUGCACAAGUCUCAGGAGGAAAGCUGCACCGCCGAACUCAGGAGCCGAAUCUGCCACCUAGUCAAGUUCUGGAUCUCAGAGUUUCCUGUCGAGUUUAAUCUUAAUCCGGCUUUGGCUGAACAGAUUCGAGAUCUGAGGGAUCAGCUCAACACGGAGGGCAAUGAGCAGGAGAGUCAGCUCAUCGAUGUUGAGAGUGUCCCCUCAUAUAAGUGGAAGCGCCAGGUGACCCAGCGUGUGCCAUCCAUGUCAAAAAAGAGGAAAAUGUCCCUCCUGUUCGAACACUUGGAUGCCUUUGAACUGGCAGAACAUCUUACCUACCUGGAAUAUAAGUCCUUUUGCAAGAUUCUGUUCCAGGACUAUCACAGCUUCGUAAGACACGGCUGCACGGUGGAUAACCCCAUCCUGGAGCGCUUCAUCAUGCUAUUCAACAGUGUCUCCCAGUGGAUCCAGCUUAUGGUGCUCAGCAAGCCCAUAGCCCAGCAACGCGCUGCUGUCAUAACACACUUUGUACAAGUCGCACAGAAACUGUUGCAGCUGCAGAACUUCAACACCCUCAUGGCGGUGGUCGGAGGCCUCAGUAACAGCUCCAUCUCCAGGCUUAAAGACACACAGAACCACAUCAGUAAUGAUACCAACAAGAUCUUUAACAAUCUGCUGGAUCUGGUGACAUCAUGUGGGAACUAUAGUCAGUACCGGCGGCGCUUCUCGGAUUGUUCAGGUUUCCGCUUCCCAAUCCUGGGCGUUCAUCUGAAGGAUCUGAUCGCUGUACAUGUGGCUCUGCCAGAUUGGACUGAUCAUGAGAAAACACGUGUUAAUCUGACCAAAACCCAACAGCUCUACUACAUACUGCAUGAGCUGGCACUGGUCCAGACAAUGCCACCUAACAUAGACGCCAACACCGACCUGCUUAACCUUCUCACGGUAUCACUGGACCAGUAUCAUACAGAAGAUGAGAUAUACCAGCUCUCAUUGCAAAGGGAACCUCGGAGUUCUAAACCUGCUAAUUCAAACCCCACCUCCAACCUAGCAACUAAGCGACUAUCGAUGGUUGAUGAGUGGGCAGCGUCAGUGAAGCCUAAAGCAGAUCCUGCUGUCAUCACCAAACACAUUGAAAAGAUGGUUGAGUCUGUCUUCAAAAAUUUCGACACAGAUGGAGACGGCUAUAUUUCCCGUGAGGAGUUUGAGAGCAUCCGGAAUAAUUUCCCAUAUCUCAGCAAGUUUGGAGAGCUGGAUACAAACCAAGAUGGUAAGAUCAGCAGGGAGGAGAUGAUCGACUAUUUUAUGAAGGCCAGUUCACUGCUGAACUGUAAGAUGGGCUUCAUUCACACGUUCACAGAGACCACUUAUGUUAAACCCACCUUCUGUGAGCACUGCGCCGGAUUUAUAUGGGGUUUUUAUAAACAAGGCUACAAGUGCAAAGUGUGUGGUGUGAACUGUCAUAAGGCGUGUCGCUCGCGGUUGGCGGUGGAAUGUCGCAAGCGAGCAAAGAGCAUCAGUCACGAAACUCCGCCUACCCUUCAGGCUCGCUCGUACAGCUUUCCACCUCCAUCAAACUCUCACACAAAUCUCCAGAAUACAGUGAUUGCAGAGGAGGACACAGAGGCACUGAGCGAAGCGGUGUUUGAAGCCAAUCUAUAAUUCAGUUCCCACUUUCCAUCCAACUCUCCACUAUCUAUCACAUGCUCCAAAGGUUCAGCAUGUGAAAUUUCUUCAUUGUUGAUCAUGGCUUCCAGGUAACCUAGCAGAAGAAAGAUGAACACUGGAAAGUCAUCCAGCCUUCCUCUGACCGCAGCUCAACUCCUCUAAACAGAAAAAAAAGGCUGAAGUAGAUGAGUAUAAAAGACUCUCCUACAAUCACCUCCACCUCUACCGGUCUGUUAGUAGCCCGAAACGGACGUCAGUCAUCAUGCGAUUUUACUCCUCAUCAUGCUACUCGAUUUUAAACAUCAUCUCCGAUCAUGACCAGGCACACACGCAACACCAAGACCGAGACGUCAGCAUGCUUCCAUCUUGUGGAUAAGAGCUGCAAGUGCAAAGCAGAUUGAGCACUUGUUCCUCUCCGAAUUUUUUUUUUUUUUAACAUCAUCUUGAAUGUCAUAUUUUAUAUAUAUAUAUAAAAAUAUCUGUUUGUCAAUAGCGUUAGUGUUUUUAUAUCUCCAGUUUAAAAGUAAUCUUUUAGUGAUUCGUGAGACUGAAAAGAGAGAAAAAUAGUUAAGAUUAAAAAAAAAAUAAAAAAUACAUAUGUUACGCUUUCUAUGAAGGUUAUAUGACACAUUCAUGUCAUGCUAUAAUGCAUUCAUAAGGCACUAUAGACAUCAUAAUAAAAACAAUUUAUGAACACGUUAUACUUUAUUAGUUUUCAUAUUAUAACAAACACUAAUACAAAAAUCCAAGCCCAUGUUUGUACGGUGCAUCACAAGAAUGACAUUUUUGGAAACAUGGCUAUAAUUAAACAUAAUUGACUGUGGUGCUGACGUUUGUUAUUAUUGGUGACUUAUUGUGUAUAAGCAUAAGCUUAGAAUGCAUUCGUACUCCAUUAAAGCAAUAUAUAGAGUAUAAGCCCUUAUAAAUGCAUUAUGACAUGACUGUUUCAGCGAUUGUGGAAAGUGUUACCUGACUAUACAAAGAGUAAAUUCGAUAACACCUUUUAUGAAGCCCGUAUUCUUAUGAGUACUUAGAAUACUGUAUAAGUAUUAAAGUGUAAUAAUACUGUAUAAGUAUACUGUAGAAUACUGAAUACUAGAAUACUGUAUAAGUAAUAAAGUGUAAUAAUGCCACAAACGGCUUUACUAACAUGCCGUGACUAUUUACUUGAUAAUCAUGUUAAUGACAGUGUCAUUAUUUGUUAUAAUACCCUGUGGAAAUGUAUUUUAUUAAUUGUUAAAAAAAAUGUAAAAAAAGAUUACAUUUGGAAGAAAAAACAACUUAAGCACUAUUCGGACGGGACUAGUUUUACAUGAGGACGUGGAGUAAUGCAAUUUUACCUCAGGACGUCUGUAAUAUUACUUGGCCAAUUCGCACGGGACAAGACAUCUCAGUAAAACUAGCAGAAGUGGGAGGGGUAACUCGCUUUAUGCACAAUAGUAACCUCCUUGUCGUCAUGUGCGUAUGACGUUGCUUCCUGUUUCAAGCGCCUUCAUGCUUGCAAAACGUUCCCAAAAACUACUUUUUAAAAGGAAAUGACGGAGUUUUUCGGAAGUAUUACUUGAGGUAAUUUUUCCAGGCCUUUUUACAGAAGGUAAAAGUCGCCGUAAUCUUUACUGACAUUGUCCGUAAUGAUGACCGAGAUGGCACAUUCGGACGGGACUAAAAUCACAGAGAAGCUCUGGUAAUAAUUACUUUACCCCCACGUCCCCACGUAAAACUAGUCCCGUCCGAAUAGUUCUUUAGAGUAAUUUUAUUGGCAAUUUAUCGAAAUAUAAAAUUUAUAGUCAAAUUUGUAUUUGUUUUCAGAUUUCAUUCCCUGUUACCUUUCUAAUCCUUGGUUUUUGAAAAAGUUUAUUGAUUAUUUAAAAAUAAAACAAACACAAUUCGUUAUUGUUUGUGUUGAUAUUCUAGCAUUACAUAAUAAUUUAUCAAGCAGUUACUUAUUAGAGCUUUAUAACAUGCUUAUAAGCAUCCAAUCUAUAAAGAACGAUAAUCCCAUUUCUAAUGAUUUAUGAUCAAGGCUUCAUAGGAGAUGUUACUGAAAUAAUGCGUUCCUUUACUCUAGGUGCUGAGAUUAUCAAUGUUACGCCAGCUUGUGUUGUCGUUGUGAGUCGUUCGACUUUGACUGCAAUAUAUUUCAUGCUAAAACAAUAUGAAUAAUUGUACAGUUUAAAGCAUGUGAAAAAAAAACUCUGUCCUUUUUUCCCCUCUCUCUUUUUUCUUUCUUUUUUUUUUUUGAAUGACCUUUCAUAUGGAUAUUUUUUACAUUUAUCUUGAGAUCAAUGUUUAUCUUAAAUGUGUUUGUAAGUCAUGAGAUAAAGAACACCUUCAUUCUCAGAACACUUCCAUUAACUGAACCAUGAAUGUAGACAAUCCAGUUGAUUUUGUUGGGUGAUUAAAAAAAAUGCUUCUUUAAAUUAGGGUAUGAUUUUUAUUUUAUUUUUUUAUUUUUAUUUGACCUCGCUGUUGUAUUGUGGUUGAACUGCCAAUAUGCUAAAUAUGUUUACCUGUUUUGUGUUUUAACAUUUUUUAGCAUGCACUAUGAACAUUUUAUACUACUCUAUGCGUGUAUAUAUAAAGAGAGACUGAGAGCUAAAGAGAAAGAGAGAGAGAGAGAGAGAGAGAGAGAGAGAGAGAGAGAGAGAGUGUACUUAACUUGCUUUCUAAUAUUCGGAUGUUUCUCGGUGCUGUGUGUUAUCAUGGUAAUUUAUGAUCCUAUUAUUGUACAAGUCUAGUCAGAUGUUUUACAGUCUCUCAAUAGGCAAGACUUCCAUAUAAGAAAUGAAGUAUAAGGUUAUUAAUGUCUGCCUGCUGCCUGUCACUUCUUUCUCUCUCUUCCAUUGUUCACUCUAUUUGUGCACACUUGACUCGACACAGGUAAAAUAAAACCUGCAUGUCCACCUACA